This is a messenger RNA of Cyprinodon tularosa, 658 nucleotides long. RefSeq names its product atonal bHLH transcription factor 1c (gene atoh1c). Lineage: Eukaryota; Metazoa; Chordata; Actinopteri; Cyprinodontiformes; Cyprinodontidae. Bases 93 to 575 code for a protein of 160 amino acids. Gene Ontology annotation, molecular function: protein dimerization activity. The transcript has a single exon. The record is from RefSeq and is a predicted model, not a curated record.
CGCGUCCCCCCGGCCCAUAAAUGCCCGUCCCAGUGCGGGGAGGUCUGAACUUCCAGCGCAGCGCCGCCUGCUUCUGACCCGCAGGAGGAGCGAUGAGGAAAGGCCUGUUUGCGCCCUUGAACCCAGGAAGCCCAGGAGCCGGACUCGGCCCCGCGGCCCCCGCGGACCUCAGUGGGAACAUCCACGUCCUUCUGCAGGAGCAACCCGACGCUGCGCGCGCCAGAGACGCCCGCGACUUCUACGAGGCUCCGCGCGCCCUCGUGGAGCUUCGGUUGGGCCCCGGCGGGAGCGCGCUGCGCCACCUGCAGCCGGACAGGUGCGCCCUGGAGCGCGCGCAGCGGCGGCGGCGCCUGGCCGCCAACGCCCGGGAGAGGAGGAGGAUGCUGGGACUGAACGUGGCCUUCGACCGGCUGCGGAGCGUCAUCCCGAACCUGCAGAGCCAGAAGAAACUGUCCAAGUCUGAGACGCUGCAGAUGGCGCAGAUCUACAUCAGCACCCUGAGCGAGCUGCUGCAGGACGGAGCCGCAGAGCCGGGACCUGACGGGGAGGCCCGGAGCGCAGAGAGGAGCAGAUAACCUGGACUGAGGGCCCCCGGGGGCCCCGGAGGGCCCAGACCCGCACAGCUUGAUGAUUGUAAAUAAAUGGUUCCUGUUUGAAA